UUUUUGUUAGAACUGCAGUAGUAGUCUACUUUACAAUAUCGUCGCUUUCACACUUGCAUUUGGGGAUGUGGAAAUGUAACAGAUUGGACUUGAUUGUCAGAAAAAUAUAUGGUGAUGAUGGUUGAUGGGUAGAAAGGCAAAAGAUGACACUGAUCAGAAAGACGACUCAUUAAUAGGUGAUGUUUGCAGACAGGAAAAGUAAACUGUCAAGGAAUUAAUCUAUUUAGUACUUGUUAUUUGGACCAGAUUAAGGAGUUUUUGAUUUAUCAGAUCAACGGUCGACAGAAAAUGAAAAGUAGUGUGGCACAAAUAAAGCAUUCUUCUAGCCAUGACAGAAGGGAAAACUAUAAUUCAUAUCAGAGGACCUCCUCUCCAGAAGACAGAUAUCCAGAACAAGAAAGAUCCCCUCGGGAUAGAGAUUACUUUGAUCACAGCAGGUCAGACUAUGAGCAUUCAAGAAGAGGACGUUCUUAUGAUGGUGGCAUGGAGUCACGAAGUAGAGACCGAGAAAAACGCAGAGAAAGAGAUGUGGAUCGGAAAAGGUCCCGGAAAUCUCCAUCUCCUGGGAGAAGAAGCCCAGAACCAUCGGUAACCCAAAGUUCCUCUACUCAGGAUGAACCUACUUCAAAGAAGAAGAAAGAGGAGCUGGAUCCUCUCCUUACUCGCACUGGUGGAGCAUAUAUUCCUCCUGCAAAGCUCAGGAUGAUGCAGGAACAGAUCACAGAUAAAAACAGCUUAGCAUACCAGAGGAUGAGCUGGGAAGCCUUAAAGAAGUCCAUCAAUGGUCUGAUCAACAAAGUCAACAUUUCUAAUAUUGGUAUUAUUAUUCAAGAACUUCUUCAAGAAAAUAUAGUUAGAGGAAGAGGCCUGCUGUCCAGAUCUGUUUUGCAAGCUCAGAGUGCUUCUCCAAUCUUUACUCAUGUUUAUGCAGCAUUAGUGGCAAUUAUCAACUCAAAAUUUCCACAAAUUGGAGAAUUAAUCCUCAAAAGGUUAAUUCUGAAUUUUCGAAAAGGCUAUCGAAGAAAUGAUAAGCCACUCUGUCUAACAGCUUCAAAAUUUGUGGCACAUCUUAUUAACCAAAAUGUGGCUCAUGAAGUUUUAUGCUUAGAAAUGCUCACUUUGCUCCUGGAAAGACCAACAGAUGACAGUGUUGAAGUAGCUAUUGGUUUUCUCAAGGAAUGUGGUCUCAAGUUAACACAAGUGUCACCACGAGGAAUCAAUGCGAUAUUUGAACGCCUUCGAAACAUUCUUCAUGAGUCUGAAAUUGACAAGAGAGUUCAGUAUAUGAUUGAAGUGAUGUUUGCUGUACGGAAGGAUGGAUUCAAGGACCACCCUGUUAUCCUAGAAGGACUUGACUUAGUGGAAGAAGAUGAUCAGUUCACUCACAUGCUCCCUCUGGAAGAUGACUAUAAUCCAGAAGACGUUCUUAAUGUUUUCAAGAUGGAUCCUAAUUUUAUGGAGAAUGAAGAGAAGUACAAAGCUAUUAAGAAGGAAAUUCUUGAUGAGGGAGACAGUGACUCGAACACAGACCAAGAUGCUGGAAGUAGUGAGGAGGAGGAGGAAGAAGAGGAGGAAGAGGGAGAGGAAGAUGAAGAAGGACAGAAAGUGACUAUUCAUGACAAAACAGAAAUUAAUCUAGUUUCAUUUCGUCGUACAAUUUAUCUUGCUAUUCAGUCAAGUUUAGAUUUUGAGGAAUGUGCUCACAAAUUGCUGAAAAUGGAGUUUCCUGAGAGUCAAACAAAAGAACUCUGCAACAUGAUACUUGAUUGCUGUGCCCAACAGAGGACAUAUGAGAAAUUUUUUGGCUUAUUAGCUGGGCGAUUUUGUAUGCUAAAAAAAGAAUACAUGGAAUCCUUUGAAAGUAUAUUCAAAGAACAAUAUGAUACCAUCCAUCGCUUGGAAACAAACAAAUUGAGAAAUGUUGCUAAGAUGUUUGCUCACCUUUUAUAUACUGAUUCACUUCCUUGGAGCGUUCUUGAAUGUAUAAAGCUGAGUGAAGAAACUACUACAUCAUCCAGUAGAAUUUUUGUGAAAAUAUUUUUCCAAGAACUGUGUGAAUACAUGGGUCUUCCUAAACUUAAUGCAAGGUUAAAGGAUGAAACUCUGCAGCCAUUCUUUGAAGGAUUAUUACCCCGAGAUAACCCAAGAAACACUCGGUUUGCCAUCAACUUCUUUACUUCUAUAGGUCUUGGAGGUUUAACGGAUGAAUUGCGUGAGCAUCUCAAAAAUACACCAAAGGUCAUCGUGGCCCAAAAACCAGAUGUUGAGCCCAAUAAAUCCUCCCCUUCCUCUUCCUCUUCUGGAUCCUCCUCCUCCUCCUCUGAUUCUGAAUCCUCUGCCUCUGAUUCGGACAGCAGUGACAGCAGUUCAGAGUCUUCUAGUGAGGAGAGUGAUUCUUCAUCCACCAGUAGUCAGAGCUCGUCCUCAGCUAAAGAUGUAAGAAAGAAGGGACAAGGGAAACCCAGAAGUAAAGAAGUAGAUAAAUUAAUCAGGAAACAACAAACAAAUGAUAGGAAACAAGAAGAAAGGCGACCAGAGCCACGGCACCAGGAAACGAGGACUGAGAGAGAAAGGAGGUCAGAGAAACCCAGAGAUAGAGAUUCAAGAGAUCCUGCAACAAAACACAGUUCUGACAGAGGGGUUCCUUCUGAGCGAAAUAGCUACAGCAGAGCCAUGAAUGACAGAGACUACGAAAUGCACAUAGAUUUGGAACAUAAGCACAGGGACCCCAAAAAGAAAAGAGGAGAGAGAAGAAAUUCUUUUUCUGAAAAUGAGCACAGACACCGAAAUAGGGACAGUGAAAAUUUUACAAGAAAAGAGAGGUCCAACUCAAGAGAAAAGAGUAAAAAACAUUCAGGUUCUAGAAGCGAUGAAGAUAGGUAUCAGAAUGGUGCCGAGAGGCGAUGGGAAAAAUCUAGCCGAUACUCUGAACAAUCCAGAGAAUCAAAGAAAAAUCAGGACCGACGAAAAGAAAAGUCUCCAACGAAGCAAAAAAAAUAAUUCGAAAAGAAAAGUCUCCAACGAAGCAAAAAAAAAAUUCUGCGAAAUUACAGAAACUGAACAUGCCUUAUAUUCAGUUGAAACAAAUUAUUUUUUACAUUGAUGAACUUUAUAGAGAAUUCUUGUAUAAAGUCCUGAUUUGUAUUUGUACAUUUAAAAAAUGUUUUCAUUUUAACAUAUUUUAUAACUGAUACAUCUCAAGGCCCUCACAUAAAAUUAUUUGAAGAGUUUCACCAGAGAGGAAUGUUAUUCUUGCUUAUAUUUUGUUAAUAAAAUGAUCAAAUGCUCAUUGAAUCAGUGAUUUUUUUCAUUGACAAGUUUUUUUUCUGAUAAUACUGUCUCCAGUUGUUUAUAGAAUUAUUAUAAUGAAUUAUUAGUGGCUUUUUAUUUGUAACUGCAGACCAAAAGAGGUGAACCACUUCAAUUUAACAUUUCUGCUUUGUUAGUUAGAUGAUAUAAACCCUUCUUAGGAGCUGCCCCUUUUUUUUUUUUAAAGUAGAGAAAUUAUUUCAAGUUUCAUAUUAUGGCUUGAACAAAAUAGAUGUGUGUAGCUUUUUUCACAAGUGGUGAAACUAGAUGUAUGUUAGUCUUUAAACAGAUACACAGCUAUAUUAUUUAUAAUUAGGGCUUCUCUCAUUGAUGGCAUUUCUUCUUUCUGGACUGUUAGAUUAAUGUUUAAUCAAAAUUCUUUGUGGCUACUGCCUUUACUCAGUCUUGAAGCUAUAUCACUGUUGGUAAGUUAAUAUGUAUUUAGUUUUUAAUUUGGAUUAAUAGAUUGGAAAACAUACAAUCAUGAAACAUGUGGACAAGCCUAACUGUGAAAUAAUUUUUCUAAGAAUUUUAAGGGUUUCCAUCAUUGUAACUCUCACUAAUUAAUAUGUGACUAUAUUAUUUAUUACUUUUGAAAUAAAAUAUUGCCUCUGAAAUGUUA
Molecule: messenger RNA, 3931 nt
Organism: Phacochoerus africanus (Common warthog)
Lineage: Eukaryota; Metazoa; Chordata; Mammalia; Artiodactyla; Suidae
Gene: CWC22
Product: CWC22 spliceosome associated protein homolog
Exons: 20
Coding region: 289-3000 (903 amino acids)
Biological process (GO): mRNA splicing, via spliceosome
Cellular component (GO): catalytic step 2 spliceosome
Molecular function (GO): RNA binding; protein binding
Source: RefSeq, a predicted model, not a curated record